AUGCUGUCGCGUGUCGCCCGCCAAAAAAAUGCAUUCCUUCACCUUCGGAGGGCUCAGGCCCUUCGAGGAUCGGUUUCACUAUCGACAACACAUAUUCAGCCAUACUCCGGUAAUCGGCCACCUCUCAUGAGCUCAUCGAACCAUUCCCUGCUCGAGCGGGUGCGCCGGCCCUCUUCGCAAGCGGAACGCCAUCUCGCAACGGCUGCCGAUUAUCCCCCCAUCGAAGCUCAGUCCGCAGACUCCUACGAUCAAUUUAUGCACACGCAAUUCGAAGGUCUUGGUCAAUCCUCCCUCGUCAUUCUCGACUCCACGCCACAAUCUCAAUCAAAGAUCUUCCGCCGGUCAAAGGGUGUUGGUGGUGACGAGACCGAGAUGAUGGCCAAUCUGGAUGUUUCAUUGAAGAUUGGGCAGUUUGACAGAGCUGCCGCGUUGAUUGCUCGCCUUGCUCAUUAUCAUCCACCUGGCUCGCCAGAGUACCUGGCACUCCACAACCGGUACUUGAAGGGGAUGGUGGGACAUAUGAUCCUCGCACGCGACCACUCCAUGGUAGCUCCAUUGCAAAAAUGGUUCGAGGUUGACAUGCCGGCCACAGCCGUGGUGCCAGAUGCGACCACAUAUGCACUCAUGCUCCGGGUGUCAUUGCGAAUGCUUCACGGGGCAAGGCGCGAACGGACCGUGCGUCGUUAUUGGGAACUUGCCCAAAACGCCGGUGUGGAGGAGGAGCUUGUCGGUUUGGAGGUUCUUGAGGACUCGGAUGUUGGUGAACUGUCCAAGAUUUGCUCUUCCGAUAUGUUGAACCUCAUCUCUAAGUAUAUGGACUUUUCCCAGCUGGAAACUACCGCGACGCCCGACUACAAUGCCACUACCGACGACACCCCCGAGGUAAACGCUGCCAAUCUGAAGGGACUGGGGUUGUCAUCUCUGAGACAGUCUAUGGCUUCUUUCGGCAAAGAGCUCCACCUUCCUGCCACCUUCCAGGGCACCGAGGAGGAGGCCAAGGAACUACUCGCCGAGAUGAGACAACGUCAGCUUGAGACCGACAGUCUUAGCUCUGCCAUCGACCGGUGGCGCCAAGAUCAGGAAAAGAGACAGAAGGCCGGACUGAACGCCGCUUCCGAUGAAAAGAAGCUAAGCUCUCUGAUGAGCCAAUGGCACACAGACCUCGUGCCAAGGAUCAAGCGAGAAGUUGAGAUGUACGAAGAGGGCUUGAACACUCCGAUGGCAACCGUCGAACACAAGGAUCGCUGCGAGUACGGUGUCUUCUUGAAGGCCAUGGAUGCGGAUCGUCUCGCCGCAAUCACCAUCUUGUCUGUAUUGGGUACCUUCAGUCGUUACGGAGCAGCAAAGGGAAUUAAACUGUCCGCCCUGAGUACCUCCGUGGGAAGAGAAGUGCAAGAAGAACUGAUUGCGGAUGCAUAUCUGGCUAAAACCAAAACCGGAGAUCCAAAUCGCCUGAAGGCUGUUAAAGAAUUCCUCGCCAACCGCAGAGACAAAGAGGGUCGUCUUCGAUGGAGAAAGCUCGUUGAGACCAUUGCCACAGAGGAUUCAGCUAUCUUGUGGGGCUCUCGUGUUCAAGUCAGGAUCGGCACUGUCUUGAUUGCUUUACUAUUGGAGGAAGCCAAGGUCCCGGUUCGAUCGGGUGACAAUAUCACACAAAAGAAAACCAUCAGCAUGCAGCCAGCCUUUUCUCACGCUUACACCAUGCACUAUGGAAGGCGUUCUGGGCUAGUUCACAUGCAUCAGAAAGUUGUCGAAAAAGUUGCCAGGGAGCCACUGCCUGAACAGGUGGCCCGUCACCUGCCUAUGAUCUCGAAGCCCAAGCCGUGGAUAGGUCACCGGUCUGGAGGCUAUCUAAUUUAUCAGAACAACAUCGUGCGCUCGACCCCUGGUGAACAGCUCCAGCCAGCUUACCUCAAAGCUGUUCUCAGGGACGACGGAAUGAAAGAGAUUAGAGCUGGACUCGACGUUCUUAGUGGCACCGGCUGGAAAAUCAACAAGCCUGUUUUCGACGUUAUGUUGGAAGCCUGGAAUGAUGGGGGCUCUAUUGGAAACCUUGCUCCCUUGGAUCCAAAGCUGGAAGACCCCGAAGCGCCAGGUCCAGAUGCAGACUAUGCCGCCCAGAGAGCUUACGAUCGAAAGCUGGUCGAAAUUGAGAAUCUUCGCUCGGGCCUCCAUUCCGUGCGAUGCUUCCAAAACUUCCAAAUGGAGGUCGCACGGGCUUUCCGAAAUGACACAUUCUACCUGCCCCACAACAUGGACUUCCGUGGCAGAGCUUACCCACUUCCUCCCUAUCUCAACCAGAUGGGUGCUGAUAACGCAAGAGGAUUGCUUCUCUUCGAUGGCGGAAAAGCUCUAGGCGCAACUGGUUUGCGUUGGUUGAAGAUCCACAUUGCAAACUUGUUUGGCUUUGAUAAGGCAAGCAUGUCUGAACGUGCACAGUUCACCAUGGACAACCUCGAAUCUGUUCUUGACUCUGCAAACAAGGGAUUGCAUGGUCAAAAAUGGUGGCUUCAAGCUGAAGACCCAUGGCAGCUUCUGGCAGCUUGCAUCGAACUCCGGAAUGCUAUGCUUCUGCCUGACCCGACCCAAUAUGUCUCUCACCUUCCAAUUCACCAGGAUGGCUCCUGUAAUGGUCUCCAGCACUAUGCGGCUCUUGGUGGUGAUAAAGUCGGUGCCCAGCAGGUCAACCUCGAGCCUUCUGAUCGCCCUUCGGACGUUUACACUGGUGUGUGUGAAUUUGUCAAGGAAUCGAUUGCGAUAGAUGCAGCCGAGGGUCAGGAGCUAGCCAAGCUCUUGAAUAACAGAGUCACCAGAAAGAUUGUCAAGCAGACAGUCAUGACCAACGUCUACGGCGUGACCUUUUUGGGAGCAACCCGUCAAGUCAAAAAACAGCUUGUUGACUAUCUACCCGAUUUGGACCACGCACAACGGUCCCACGCUUCUUUCUACAUUGCGCGAAAAAUCUUCGGUGCUCUUGGAAGUAUCUUCAACGGAGCUCACGAGAUCCAACAUUGGCUGGGUGACUGUGCUCAUCGAAUCACGGUGUCAAUCACACCAGAGCAGGUCGACGAACUCACCGAAAAGGCAAUGGCGCCACCAAAGGAAUUACAAUCAAAAAACAAAUGCCUCGACCCAGAAAAGGCGUUCAGAUCAACUGUUAUCUGGACCACCCCACUCGGUCUGCCAGUCGUUCAGCCAUACCGCAGUCGCAAAUCGCGUCGUGUUCAGACCAGCAUGCAGGACAUUAGCAUUCUUGACCCCAGCUCCGACGAUGUUGUUCAACGCCGCAAACAGCUUCAAGCUUUCCCGCCCAAUUUUAUUCACUCUCUUGAUGCCACGCACAUGAUUCUAUCUGCCAAUGCGUGCCACGAGGCAGGCCUGUCCUUCUCUGCCGUCCAUGAUUCCUUCUGGACCCACGCUGCCGACAUCGAUCAGAUGAAUCUCAUUCUUCGCGAUGCCUUUGUUCGCAUGCAUUCCGAUAAUGUUGUCGGGCGUCUUGCCUCUGAGUUCAAUGUUCGAUAUGGCAAGAACCUUUUCCUUGCCCGAAUCAACCGUUUCUCCGACAUUGCCAAGGCCGUCAUGGCACACCGUUCGUCUUGCAGACAAACCAAGAUGGAAGAAUUAAUCCAGGAGAAACAGCGCCAAUUCCUUCUUCAAUCUUCAGAUCCAGAAGAUCAGGCCGAGGGCCGCGCUAUGGUCACCCCCUCCAGCAUCUUCGAAGCGAUGGGCGGUGGGCACGAUGACAUGGUGCUCACCAGAACAAAGUCUCAUGCCAAUACUGGCAUUGGACACAUUCCAGAAGAUCUUCCCACCAAUCUGGACAAUGAAUUGUCGACCAACGAGCUUGAUACUACCGACCCUGCUAUUUCAAGUCUUGUUGGUGAAAUGGGGUUGUUCGAUGACAGCAAGCCCUCUUCGUCCCUGGAGGGAGAAGAUGACGAAACUGAACGACAGCCCAAGAAACAAGCCAGACGUGAUUACACCACUUGGCUCUGGAUGCCCCUGACCUUCCGCCCAAUCCCUAAGAAGGGUGACUGGGAUGUUACCCGCAUUCGCGAGAGUGAAUACUUCUUCUCUUGA
Molecule: messenger RNA, 4080 nt
Organism: Penicillium brevicompactum
Lineage: Eukaryota; Fungi; Ascomycota; Eurotiomycetes; Eurotiales; Aspergillaceae
Product: DNA-directed RNA polymerase
Exons: 2
Coding region: 1-4080 (1359 amino acids)
Biological process (GO): mitochondrial transcription
Cellular component (GO): mitochondrial DNA-directed RNA polymerase complex
Molecular function (GO): mitochondrial promoter sequence-specific DNA binding; DNA-directed RNA polymerase activity
Source: RefSeq, a predicted model, not a curated record